Messenger RNA from Botrytis deweyae, 813 nucleotides. RefSeq lists its product as uncharacterized. Lineage: Eukaryota; Fungi; Ascomycota; Leotiomycetes; Helotiales; Sclerotiniaceae. Bases 1 to 813 code for a protein of 270 amino acids. The record is from RefSeq and is a predicted model, not a curated record. The transcript has 2 exons.
AUGAAUACCCCCAAUCGGAUUCCUCGACUUCCUCAGAAAAGAAACCCUCAACGCUCUACAAAUUCAAAUCCUCAAUCUCUCUCGAAUCAAAAUCGACGUCUCAUCGCAGCGAACUCCUCUCAGACCCGAACUCAACGAACCGAACUCUCAACAGUUCCCAAAGAAUAUCCGGCCCGAUCAACCAAGUCUCCCGAAUCCUCGUUUAAAUGGACAAAUCCGGAUCCUUUCAAUACUGAAAGUAAAAACCGUUCGGUACGUCGGACUCUUGCGUCUCCCGCGCGCUUCGACUCCGGAAUUGACAGCAUUGCUCCUGAUUCACUGGUACCCUUCGACUGCGGCAUUGAUAGUGUUACUCCUGAUUCACCGGCAUCCUCCAAAUCCGGCAUUGACAGCGUUUCUCCUGCUUCACUGACACUCUCCAACUCCGACAUAAAUGCCAAUGCCAAUGCGCCAGAGGUGUCAAUAAAGCAACGUAUCUACAAUGCCAUACGCACCUUUGGGAUUGAGAUCAAAUCACGAAUGAAAUUGGAAAGUAAAUCGAAAAGGGAGGAGAGAAGAGCGCGAGAGAGACUAAGACGCAAGAGCAUAGCAAAUGGUGCCACAAGAGCAAAGGCCGAAGAUGCGAGGAUGAGGGCCCAGCUGGAUGUGCACUAUGAAGAGGAGCGGAGAAAAAAUAGCAAUGCGCGAAGGAAAGCAAAGGAAAAUGAGAUAGAAAUAAAGGCAAAAGAAAAACGUCGGAAGGCCCAGGAAAAGAAGCGAAAUGACCAGGAGAAGAAAGAGCGCAGGGAGGAGAAAGGGUGGGAAAAGAUGUGA